GUUAUAAUAUCCUUGAUAUUACAGCCCUAAAUUUAUAUCACCUGCUUUCAGAUCCCAACCCUCCCUGGGUGCAUCCUUCUGCCGGAACAAUGGUCUGGAUGGGAAACCAGACUCUCAUUCCCCACUUCAUCCUCCUUGGCCUCUUCACCCACUCCCCGCUGCACUUCUUCUUCUUCUCCAUCAUCAUGGUCAUGUUCCUGGUGGCCCUGUCUGCCAAUGGGCUCAUGAUCCUCCUCAUCAAUUUUGACUCCCGCCUCCACAGCCCCAUGUACUUCUUCCUCAGCUGGCUGUCCCUCAUGGAUCUCAUGCUCAUCUCCACCAUUGUGCCACGGAUGGCUGUGGAUUUCCUCCUGGGUGGUGGCGCCAUCUCCUUCACAGGCUGUGGGCUCCAGAUCCUCUUCUUCCUCACCCUCCUGGGGGAUGAGUGCUUCCUGCUGGCCUUCAUGGCCUACGACCGCUACGUGGCCAUCAGCAACCCACUGAGGUACUCGGUGGUCAUGAGCCGUCGUGUCUGCUGGAUCAUGGUGGCGGGGUCCUGGCUUUUUGGACUGGUGGACGGGCUGAUCCAGGCUGUCUUCACCCUCCGCUUCCCCUACUGCAGCUCCCAGGAGAUCGACCACUUCUUCUGCGAUGUUCCCACUGUGCUCAAGCUGGCCUGUACUGAUACUUCCCUUUAUGAGACCAUGAACUAUGUCUGCUGCAUGCUCAUGCUGCUCCUACCCUUCUCUGUCAUCUCUGCCUCCUACCUGUGGAUCCUGGUGGCUGUGCUCUGCAUGCACUCCACUGAAGGUCGGCAGAAGGCCUUUGCUACCUGCUCCUCCCACAUGGCAGUGGUCUCCCUCUUCUAUGGGGCUGCAAUGAUCACCUACAUGCGACCCCAGGCUUACCACUCCUCAAAGCAGGACAAGGUGGUCUCCGCCUUCUAUACCAUGAUCACCCCCAUGCUCAACCCUCUCAUAUACAGUCUGAGGAACAAGGAAGUAACUGGGGCUCUGAGGAAACUCCUGGGAAGGUGUCCCUGUGGCAGGGAGACAGAGCUAGGUUGGCACCAGCAGAUAUGGGAUUCUUGA
Loxodonta africana (African savanna elephant) is the source of this 1070-nucleotide messenger RNA. Its product is annotated as olfactory receptor 2V1-like. Gene Ontology annotation, biological process: detection of chemical stimulus involved in sensory perception of smell; G protein-coupled receptor signaling pathway. The record is from RefSeq and is a predicted model, not a curated record. Gene Ontology annotation, cellular component: plasma membrane. The transcript has a single exon. Lineage: Eukaryota; Metazoa; Chordata; Mammalia; Proboscidea; Elephantidae. Gene Ontology annotation, molecular function: olfactory receptor activity; G protein-coupled receptor activity. Bases 90 to 1070 code for a protein of 326 amino acids.